CACAUUGAAGUAGUAUAAUGACGAAACCAAAACAAAUAUUUGUGAAAACUAACUGUUCUCGUUCUUUUCUGUGCCCGUGCCAUAUUGUGUUUAAAUGUCAAAUAUUGUAUGAGUUGAAUUUAUGCGUGUUCAUAAAUUCAAUAUGCGGUACAUGAUCUGGACAGACCCUCGUUAAUGAACGGAGAAGAUAUAAAUAUUUUUUUUUUUGCAAUUAAGAACUGUAAUUAGAUAAAAUGGCCGAGAAAAAAAAUUCGUGUACAGGACUGAAGAGGGAACACUCUGGGUCAAGUCUAAACCAGGAUCUGAAGAAGAAGAAAGAAGGGGAGAAGAUUUUUGGAAUUAAGAAGGAAGAUGAGAAGGAGGAGAAGAAGAUCGUAGUCAAGAAAGAAUGUAAAGAAGAUAAUGUAAAAGUGAAGUUGGAACCCUGUAAAGAUGAAAAGCUGAAGUCAAAGAAUGAAGAUAACACCGUAAGGAACAACCAAGGACAGCAUGGGGAACCCUCUGCUCUGGAUUGCAUAGAACCUGUUAUUGACGGAGCAGAAAUCCAAUCUCCGGGUGUGGUAGGAGAUAAGGUUGGAAGGAUUCAGGAGAUGGACCCUGCUCCUGAGGAUUUAACCAGUAUUUCUAACGAUCACGUCAUUAAUUCUGAAAAUGAGACGGUUAUUCACCAUCACAAGAAAUGUGACAAUCAAGAAAACUUCAACAAUGCUAGCCAGGUUCAGAUUGAGAAACGAUUAGAAUCUGAUUCUACAGUGAGAGAAACAGUGAAUCAGGUUGAGGAUGUAAGCUGUGCUGGUAGCGGAGAAUCCGGAAGGUUGGAUUACCUGCAGAGGAAGCUUGGAGAUAAUCUUUGUUUCUAUGAUAAUACGGCAAUGGGAGCCGACACAGGAGAGAUGAGAGUUAAUUCGUACGGAGAUGAAAAUAAAACCGAGAAUAACUAUAGAAUGAGACUAACCCAGAACUAUAACAGAGAAGGUUCAAGUGUUCAGAUUGGUUUUCAUCAGGAACAACAAGUUUAUGGAGAAGGUCCGAGUGUUAAAAGUAACGACGCUGCUUUUGGACGAAACAUGUACGGAAAUAUUACUCAUGAGCAGAAUGUUUAUAGAGAAGGUUUGGGUUCUAUGGCCUUUUCCGGAGAAGGUUCGAGUAAGCAGAAUACUUAUGUUGCACGGAACAUUUACGGAAAAGGAAUAAGUACCGAGACUUAUGCUUCUCAGGAGAAUAUAUUAGGACGUAACAUAUUUAGGGAGCUUUCCCUAAAUAGAGCUGCUCCUCAGGAGCGUAACAUUUACGGAGAAGGUCCUAGCUCUAGGAGUAAUACUUCUAUUGAUAAACGACCCAUUUAUGGGAUAAGAGAUGGGAACCAAUAUGGAAGAUUUACAAGUGCAAAGUCUACAUUUACAGCUGAAGAGUUGAAUAUAUACGGAGAAGGUUCCAGUUCUCAGAAUAAAACUACUGCUGAAGAACGGAAUAUUAACGGAGAAUGGCUGAGUACUCCGCACUUAACCACUGCUGUAGAAGGGGACUUAUACGGAGAAGGUUCCAGUUCUCAGAAUAAAACUACUGCUGAAGCUCGGAAUAUUUACGGAGAAGGUUUCAGUUCUCAGAAUAAUACUACUGCUGAAGCUCGGAAUAUGUACGGAGAAGGUUCAAGUUCUCAGAAUAAUACUACUGUUGAAGAAGGUUCCAGUACUAAUAAUAGAAUUACUACUGAGGAGCAGAGGAAUCACGGAGAAGUUUCUAGCACCAGGAUUAGAACAAACGAGGAAGCUUUAGAAGAAAGGAGUAAAUCGACAACUGAGGCUGCUAAGAAUGCCCUGAAAUCCCUAGAACGUGAUGGAUACGAUGGAUAUAUUCCUGUGUAUGGAACUGGAACCUAUGCUGUGAUCAGAGCUCUUUACAGUGAGAAACAGGCUGCAGACGACAAAGGGUAUCUGUACAAGCGAGAGAUUCUGGUGCGUUCACAGAUCUUUUUCCCUUUCGUCGCGAGCAAGACAAGCCUCUUCUCCAUCGAGAGUAGCAUCAGUCUGAAAAGUCCGUUGAUAAAGCGUGGAUUGGUUCUAAGAUGGGGAUCUCCGUAUGUCUACGCCUUGUCGGAGAAAGGAAUAAGGUUGGGCAAGUACCUGGAGGAGGCUUAUGGGAUUCCAGAGAGAGGAGGUCCUGGGGCAGCAUUCUUUCCGUACUGUCAAGCUCUUGGUUUCAUCUAAGACUUGUCCAUGAUUCAAACCUGAACUAAUUAUGGACAAUAUCUCGUACAUUUAUUUUUGACGUUAUUUUUAAAUUGUUUGUUUUUUUCGUUCCAAGUUUUACUAUUAUCUUGCAACUUUUUUAUUUUGUUUAACCAUUUCGUAAAUUUGUUAAUUGAAAUCUUUAUUCGAUUUUUUGUCAGUUUGUUUUUACAUAAAUUGACCAUUCAGAAAAUUUGACAUUUAAUAUUGUGAUGAACCUAUUAAGUUUGCUAAUAGAUGAACCAGUAUCAUGUUGUGUAUUUACAAUUUUGUAGAUCAAUCUUGAAAAUGUUCUGCAGCGGAACUGAUAGAGUCUGAAAUCCAAGCAGUUCGAACGACAAGUGAACGCCAUGUUUGAAAUUUUCAAUUGUUUUCGAUUGAAUCCGUUCAAGACAGUUAUGAGACAGUUUGCUUAACAGUGUGGAUUAUUCCUCUCUAGUUUUCCUAUACAGUCAAUACG
Eurytemora carolleeae is the source of this 2688-nucleotide messenger RNA. RefSeq lists its product as uncharacterized. NCBI's taxonomy places the organism in Eukaryota, Metazoa, Arthropoda, Copepoda, Calanoida, Temoridae. The transcript has 9 exons. Bases 234 to 2207 code for a protein of 657 amino acids. The record is from RefSeq and is a predicted model, not a curated record.